Molecule: messenger RNA, 1276 nt
Organism: Pyricularia grisea
Lineage: Eukaryota; Fungi; Ascomycota; Sordariomycetes; Magnaporthales; Pyriculariaceae
Exons: 3
Coding region: 45-1154 (369 amino acids)
Source: RefSeq, a predicted model, not a curated record
AUUUGUUACAUCCCAAUUGAACAGUGGUCAUUGAACAGAUAAUUAUGGCCACACUUACAGAGACAGCGGCUCCGGCCCCCGAGACCUACAAGCUGCAGCUGCACUCGGCCUAUGGUCCGGUCUACCGAGAUGUGCUCCGCACCCCGGCCAGGGACUGCACCAUGUCCGAAGUGCCCGUGAUCGACCUCACCAACAUCAACGGCACAGAAGAACAGCGUCGAGCACUGGCCGAGACCGUCCGGGACGCCGCGGAGAACACGGGCUUCUUCUAUAUCAAGAACCACGGCAUCCCGGAGAGCACCAUCAGCGCUGCCUUUGCGCAGGCGCAGGCCUUCUUUACCCAGCCGGCGGAACUCAAGGAGCCCGUCUCGAGCGACAAGUCAAAGUUCUUUAGCGGCUGGACUAGAAGACGCGGCAUCCAGAUCGCCCCCACGGACAAGCCGGACAACCGUGAGGGGUUCAGCUUCCGCUACGACCCGAGCCAUGACCCAGAGACCAAGGAUCCUGCUGCCGUGCCUACAGAUAUUGCAAAGUGGCUAAAAACUGAGGAUUUUCUGUGGCAGGGCACCACUCACCUGCCCAAUUUCAAGGAUGACCUGGUGGCGUAUUGGCAACAGUGCGUCACGCUUUCGAGACGCAUGAUCAAGAUCUUUGCCCGGGCGCUGGAUGUUGACGAGAAUUACUUUGACGACGUGGUUACAUAUCCCGGAAGUGACAGCGUCUUCAACUACUAUCCCAAGAACGAAGGCUCAGACGCCGACGUCGUCGACAUAGGCCUGGGCGCCCACACCGACCUGCAGUGCUUCACUUUCCUGUGGCAGGACGACGUCGGCGGUCUGCAGGUCCUGACAAAAGAGGGUCAGUGGGUCAAGGUCCCGCCUGUCGAAGGCACCUUUGUGGUCAACAUUGGGGAUUUCCUGCAGCGCGUGUCCAACGACCGCUUCAAGUCCACCGUGCACCGCGUCUACAACCACGCCCCCAAGGACCGCAUCUCCAUGCCCUUCUUCUUUGGCUUCAACCACAACGCCCAGUGUGCCGUCCUGCCAACUUGCACGAGCGAGACGAACCCCGCAAAGUACGAGCCUAUAAGCUGUGGAGAGUGGUGCCGCCUGAGAUUUGAGAAGACGUACAAUCUAUCAAAUGAAAAUAAAUAAACAUGUCAUGAACUCAAGACUGAAACUUUUCUAUGGACACUGUAAGAACGAUUGAUUCAAAAGUAAUAUAGUGUAGGGCGUUGAUCGCAAGAAGGUUUGUGGCCAUUCUAGUGUUCUUGAGC